AGUUGCCAAAAUUAUUCGCAUACUAUAUCCAAUUCCUUGGCAUCUAAGUUAACAGUACACACUCUGUCUUCAGUUCCCAAAUUUAGAAACCCACCUCUUCAAUUUCCCUAAUUUCCGUUUUUAGACCCCAAAAAAAUCCUUCUUUUACCUUCCAGAUCGGUCCCAAUUUGAUGAUUUAUUUCAAAUCUGCUCCGUGAUCCCCAAAGGGUUUUUUCGGUGCGUGUCUGUCUGUGCGUUAUGAAGAUCGAGGAAUUGGAGGAGGCGGAGUGUGAUUGGAGCGACGGCGUUUCCGGGAGGCAGAUAGUUAGGGUUGAUGACGCCAAGAGAGCGCUAGUCGGAGCCGGGGCUCGGAUCCUUUUCUACCCGACCCUGUUAUAUAAUGUGCUUCGGAACAAGAUCGAAGCUGAGUUCAGAUGGUGGGACGAAGUUGACCAGUUUGUUCUGCUCGGUGCGGUUCCAUUCCCCAAAGAUGUUCCCCAGUUGAAGCGACUGGGUGUUGGCGGUGUUAUCACUCUCAAUGAACCUUAUGAAACUUUGGUUCCAACGUCCUUGUAUCGUGCCCAUGGAAUUGACCAUCUGGUAAUCCCAACACGUGAUUAUCUCUUUGCUCCUUCAUUUGAAGAUAUUAGCAGGGCUGUGGAAUUCAUUCACUUAAAUGCAUCUUGUGGUAGAACUACUUAUGUUCACUGUAAAGCUGGUCGGGGAAGGAGCACAACUAUCGUGCUUUGCUAUUUGGUGAAACACAAGAACAUGACACCUUCUGCAGCCCUGGACUAUGUGCGCUCUAGAAGACCUCGCGUGCUGCUGGCCCCCUCACAGUGGAAUGCUGUUCAAGAAUAUAGCAGAUGUAAGCCAGCUACCACAGCAUGUUCUCCGUCAGGAGAUGCAGUUCUAAUUACCAAAGCUGAUCUUGAAGGCUAUCAUGGCACGUGUGACGAUAAUGCUUGUAAGCAGUUGGCAAUAGUUCCUAAAAUGGUGAAAGCCAGUCCCAUGAUAGCUAGGUUAUCCUGCCUUUUUGCAUCUCUGAAAGUUUCUGGCAGUUGUGGACCAGUCACAAGGCGGUUGACUGUGCCAGAGCCACGUGCUUGCUGAGCUCUCCCGCAUCUCACACAAGUGUCAUGAGUUGUUUUGCUUGUACAGAAGAGGAUGGUGGAAAUAAAUGUAGAAAUUUUAUUAAGUGCCAAUGUUUCUGGUAGCUUCAUGUUUACGGGAGAGAAGGUAAAUGAAGGGAAAAAAAAAAAAAAAAAAAAUUCGGCGGCUUUCUUGGAAGGUUGUGUAUAACACUCUUGGCAACGGCUGAGGAAUGGAUUUGGAGCUGUACUUGUACGUUAGAGUACGUCAAUUUUUCUCCUGUUUUUAAUUGUCGCUUUGCAUGUAAGUUUCCUAGUUUGUACCCACCCUUAUGUACUGCUGCAUUUAAAAUAUCAUUUUGCUUUAACCUUGUUGGUGUGGGAGGGAGAAUAUGGUUGUUUGUGUAGAUGCUUAUGUCAAGUUGUGUUGUGAAGUAGGCUGCACGUUUGAAGCAGGAAGGAACCAAACCCCAAUCAAGGGCAACAUUGUAGAGCACAAAUAAAUCUAAGACAAAUUUUG
Prunus persica (peach) is the source of this 1590-nucleotide messenger RNA. RefSeq names its product putative dual specificity protein phosphatase DSP8. Lineage: Eukaryota; Viridiplantae; Streptophyta; Magnoliopsida; Rosales; Rosaceae. Gene Ontology annotation, molecular function: protein tyrosine/serine/threonine phosphatase activity; phosphatidylinositol-4,5-bisphosphate 5-phosphatase activity. The coding region runs from base 238 to 1092 and encodes 284 amino acids. The record is from RefSeq and is a predicted model, not a curated record. The transcript is spliced from 7 exons. Gene Ontology annotation, biological process: protein dephosphorylation.